Messenger RNA from Helobdella robusta, 1101 nucleotides. RefSeq lists its product as hypothetical. The record is from RefSeq and is a predicted model, not a curated record. The coding region runs from base 1 to 1101 and encodes 366 amino acids. NCBI's taxonomy places the organism in Eukaryota, Metazoa, Annelida, Clitellata, Rhynchobdellida, Glossiphoniidae. The transcript is spliced from 3 exons.
AUGACGAUGAGACUUGUAGACCCUGGAACCAUUGACAAUUUGGCUCCAGCUGCUCCAGAUGCGGCAGCCUACGCGAAAAACGACGAUGACGACGAAGAAAAUGAUGAUAAAAUAUCUCAAGAAGAGGAUGAUAAGAUGAAAAAAUUGAAAAAGUUUGGAAGAAAAAUGGCUUUCAAACCGAAAGAUCGAACAGCUCCAAGCUACAUCAAACAUGACAGAGUGUUGAAAAACAAACGAAACAACACAAACAGCAGACCAAAUCAACAUCGCAACAACAUCAACAACAACAACAACAACGUCAUUGGAAAAAACAGCAACCACAAGAACAACUCAGUGGUUCGUAACCAUGGAAAUAUAAACAUUGACUACAUAACCAAGAGUAGGAACCAUAACGACACCAACAUUUUUUACCGCCACGACUACAACGCCAAUAAAAACUCAACGUCAUCACAUCAAACCAAACAGAGAAAACCGAAUCAUCACAUUCUGCAGCAGCAGCAGCAACAACAACAACAUAAUCAUCUUAAUCAAGAAGAACACAAUCGUGGUCAACAACAACAACAACAACGUCAUCGUCACCACCAACAACAACAACGUGACUACGAGAUAAAUGAACGCAUGACGGUUCAUAAAUAUGAUGACCAUCAAAACCAGCAACAGCAACAACAUCGGCAACAACAACAGCAACAUCAACAACAAAAACAUCAGCAACAAAUUAAUUACGCAGUCGACGAACAGCACACUGACGACGUACAGUCAUCCAACAUUUAUGAUGGUGAUGACGAAAAUGAUAAAGUCUAUGACUAUGAAGAUGGCAACAUUGAUGAUAGUGACGGAAAUAUCAUUGGCACUGAUGACGAAGAGUAUGACGGUGAUGACGAAGAUGACGACGAUGAUGAAACUGUGAAGAAAAAAUCGAAGCAGAGUAAAAACAAGCAAAAAGAGGAAGAUGAUGAGUACGAUGAUGAGGAUGAUGUGGACUUCCUUGAUCCCAACUCCACUUACGACAUGCACUCCCAUUCCGGUCUGUGGCGAAUUUGCAUCGUGUACUACGAAGAGCAAAGAUUUGCAUUAAACUGGAGUAGGUGUGCUUUCAAGUGA